UGCAAGACUUGCGUCACUUCCGUAAUGAGAUUUCGCUACGGUGUUUGUUUCACAGAGUGAGCGAUGUUUUGCAAAAGGAUUUCCGCUGAAUAUUCGACAAACGCUGGAAAAUAAACGGGCAUGAUGGAGGAACCAUGGGAUUUUGAGAUUCUGUCCCGCAUUGCCGACGGCUGCUUGUCGUUCCUGUCCGAAUUCGUGGAGGACUGGCUCGCCAACGACAUGAGGGUCUCCAUAUUCAAAAUCCUCCUCAGCUGGUUAAUUUUCAGUCUUCUAGCUAUUCACUUCGCUUGGAAGGUUUACGGAAACACCGUAAACGAUAUGUAUUAUCGACAGGGGAGCGGCCAGAACGGGGGUACACCUGACACAACACCUGGCCUGGGUAGAUGGGGGAGCUCAGCGGGGGAACCAUUCAAAUCUCAUAGAGAUUAGUUUGACGGCUCGGAGAUGAGUUCUAGAAAGUUCCAGGGACUACGAAAUCACGUUAAAACUCAGACUUUAUUAAUAGGAAUUUAUCAUUACUCUAUAUAUAAGCUGUACAGUUGACUGGAAAACACCAUUGUAAAUACACAAUUUAUAUUA
Molecule: messenger RNA, 579 nt
Organism: Corythoichthys intestinalis (scribbled pipefish)
Lineage: Eukaryota; Metazoa; Chordata; Actinopteri; Syngnathiformes; Syngnathidae
Gene: tcta
Product: T cell leukemia translocation altered
Exons: 3
Coding region: 121-429 (102 amino acids)
Biological process (GO): osteoclast fusion
Source: RefSeq, a predicted model, not a curated record